This is a messenger RNA of Rhododendron vialii, 1684 nucleotides long. RefSeq lists its product as uncharacterized. NCBI's taxonomy places the organism in Eukaryota, Viridiplantae, Streptophyta, Magnoliopsida, Ericales, Ericaceae. Bases 1 to 687 code for a protein of 228 amino acids. The transcript is spliced from 8 exons. The record is from RefSeq and is a predicted model, not a curated record.
AUGGCAGUUUGCUCUCUCUCGCUCCUGAAUUCAAAAGCCCCAAAUUUGGAUUCAAAAUUCAAAUCUCUCUCUCUCUCUCUCUCUCAGUACUUCUUCAUUCACGGCACCCCCCUCCCUCUUAGGAUCUCCAUUUCCGCCGAAACCUUCUCCGGCGUUGGCCCUCAUCGCCGAACCCUUCUCCGGCGAGCAACCCAGUUCUCUCUCUCUCUCUCUACACCCACCCACCAAUCUAACCCUUUGUUUCUCCUAUCUAACUCACCGAAGUUGGAGACCAAGAACCAAAUCGUUGCGAUUGACCUCAGCAGGGUGUUUGGCAAACCAUCGAUUCUGCCAAAAGUCGACCACUUCUGUUGCUCUCUGACGAAAUCGUGGGGUGUCCAAACCCAAUCAUUUCAGCAGAAUCUUACAGGAGUAUUCUACUGUGGGAUACCACCAUUGGCAAAAGAGGGUAUGAUUUCAUCCCUUGAGACAGGUGUCUUUGACAGAUCAAGAAUGGCGGUGGAAAAAAAUGCAGAAGAGGAUAACAGAAGAGGAGGUAGACUGAAGAAGGAUGACGAAGAGGUAAAAGAAAAGUGGAAAAGAAAGCGUGACAUGAGGACCAGUGGGAAGGGACAAGAGGAGUCUAGGUUCAGCCCUCUAGGUAGAACUGUAUUGUUAGUAAAGGUUUUGAUUGGAUUUCGGCGGUGAGUCCCUUCAAGAAGGAGGAGGUGAGCUCAUUGGCGAAGCGAGGAGGUGAGUUCAUUGACUAGGGGUCUAUAGGAGCGAUAGCAAGUUCAUCAAGAUUUAAUUUUGACGUUAGGCUGCACUGUGCCUACAAAUCCAACGGAGACAUUAAACGAGGCAUCCACGUUUAGCAGGAAAGAUGAGAUGCUGAUGUUCUGAUCUUUGCAACUUCAGGUAGUAUUUUGGGCUUCUUUACCACAUUUACUUAUUCGUAUCAUUUCUCUAUUCGUCUUUUAUGUCUCUUGAUCAUGCAUAAAAUGGUUUUUGCUUAGUUGAUUAUGAUGCUUUAUUUAGUUUGUUAAAAAGAACGGAUGCUACCUUUCUCCAUUGGUGUUGACGUGUUGCUUAUAUGAGAUUGGGUGACCCUUUUGUGUUUGGACGUUAUCAUCUGUGAAAUAAAGAACAAGGCUUAAACACGCACAUAAAAAAAAUCGUAAGUGAAUUGCGGUCCCUACUUUUAAGAGAGAUCGCCCCUCACUCUUCUAUUUCGAUUUCGAGUAAGUUUCUCAUCUAUUUUCUCAAGUUCCAGCAGGAAGAAUACAACCAUGGUCCCCUUUUGUGUUUGGACGUUAUCAUCUGUGAAAUAAAGAAUAAGGAUUAAACACAAAAAAAAGAAAAAGUGAAUUGCGAUUUCUACUCUUAAGAAAGAUCGCCCCUCGCUCUUCUAUUUCGAUUUCAAGUAAGUUUCUCAUCUAUUUUCUCAACUUCCAACAAUGAUAAUACCAACCAUGGCCUUUUUUGUAGGGUCUUGGUAUUUAUGAAAUUUUAUUGGGAAUAAAGAAAUGAGUCGAAAUCCCUCGAGCAAAUAUGACUUUUGUUUGUACUUUUGUUGGCUAUUUGUUCAUUUCUUCUUCAGUUCUUUUUGUCCCCUCCGAGAGUUGAUUCUUUUGUGCAUCUGUGGCCUUCUUGAAGUUGCAUUAGACAUAAACAGUUCCGUUCUGCUUAAACCAAAUAAGCAACC